UGAGUUCGGGAGUUGCUGGGGAGUGAGGCAGUCUGGCGAUGACACGUCCCUUUUGCUCCCCGGAGCCGCAUUGGCAUCAGCGCUGGCGGAGGCGAACCAGCUCUGGCAGUCGUGCGGUCAGAGAAGCAAAAUAAAACGAAAAGGCGAGGCUGCGUGAUUUUCAUUGUCUCCCUCUAAACUGGCCGUAGACCGAGGUUGAUAAUCGGUCCCCAAGAAGAUGCAGGAACUGCUCUUAUAAAUGUCUCCUUGACGGUGACAUGUACCAGAGAAGAGGGAUCUUCAGCAAGAAUUGGAGAUAACGACAUCCACGGACUGCGCUUUUCGGGAGCGCAUCUCCCGCACAGAAAAGUAAAGUCAUUUAUAAGAGGGGUCACUGCUCGAUUCAAUAAUGGCAACCCUGAUCCGUAGCAAAAUAUCAAGUGCCGCCACAUCGGUGACCAACAAGUCCCAGGCGAAGGUAAGUGGCAUGUUCGCUCGCAUGGGAUUUCAGGCGGCCACGGACGAAGAAGCGCUCGGCUUUGCAUCUUGCGAUGAUCUGGACUACGAGCACCGGCAGGGGCUACAGAUGGACAUCCUUAAGACCGAAGACGGGGGAGCCGACGGCGUCGGGGAAACCGACGUGGAAGGGGACAGCCAUUAUCAGAGGGACGGAACGGGACCGCCGCCCUACACCUCUAAAGAUGAUGGGAUGUGCGCCGAACUGGGCGGCCAAGACAGGCCCAGAAUCACAGCCUGGGAGGCGGGCUGGAACGUGACCAACGCCAUCCAGGGGAUGUUUGUUCUAGGGUUACCCUAUGCCAUCCUUCACGGUGGAUACCUUGGACUCUUUCUUAUCAUUUUUGCUGCAGUGGUUUGCUGCUAUACUGGGAAAAUCCUUAUUGCAUGUCUCUACGAAGAAAACGAAGAUGGCGAGCUGGUGCGUGUGAGGGACUCCUAUGUGGAUAUUGCCAAUGCUUGCUGUACACCAAGAUUCCCCAAGCUAGGGGGCAGGAUUGUAAAUGUAGCUCAAAUUAUUGAACUAGUGAUGACCUGCAUUUUAUAUGUGGUAGUCAGUGGUAACCUGAUGUACAACAGUUUUCCUAGCCUUCCAGUUUCACAAAAGUCCUGGUCAAUCAUUGCUACUGCUGCUCUCCUCCCUUGUGCGUUCCUGAAAAAUCUCAAAGCUGUCUCCAAAUUUAGCUUGCUGUGUACAUUGGCACACUUUGUUAUCAACAUCUUGGUGAUUGCCUAUUGCCUUUCCAGGGCCAGGGACUGGGCCUGGGACAAGGUCAAAUUUUACAUUGAUGUCAAGAAGUUUCCCAUUUCCAUUGGGAUCAUCGUUUUUAGCUACACCUCACAGAUUUUUCUGCCUUCGUUGGAAGGCAACAUGCAGAAGCCAAAGGAGUUCCACUGCAUGAUGAACUGGACUCAUAUUGCAGCUUGCAUUCUGAAGGGACUUUUUGCCUUAGUGGCUUAUUUAACAUGGGCUGAUGAAACCAAGGAAGUCAUAACAGACAACUUGCCAUCUACCAUUAGAGCUGUGGUCAAUAUCUUUCUUGUAGCCAAAGCUCUGCUCUCUUAUCCAUUGCCCUUCUUUGCUGCAGUGGAAGUUAUAGAAAAAUCCCUUUUCCAAGAUGGAGGCAGAGCUAUAUUUCCCAAUUGUUAUGGGGGGGAUGGAAGAUUGAAAGCUUGGGGUCUCACUCUCAGGUGUGCCCUUGUAGUCUUCACUUUACUGAUGGCCAUUUAUGUGCCACACUUUGCCCUUCUGAUGGGCCUCACUGGCAGUCUCACAGGUGCUGGCCUUUGUUUUCUGCUGCCCAGUCUCUUCCAUCUCAAACUACUGUGGAGAAAGCUUCUGUGGCACCAGGUAUUUUUCGAUGUUUCCAUAUUUGUAAUAGGAGGGAUAUGUAGUAUUUCUGGCUUCAUUCACUCUCUAGAAGGGCUUAUAGAAGCUUUCAAAUAUAACAUUCAAGACUAAAUGGAAACUGGAUGCAAACAGCGUUAAACACCAAAUGUGCACAUCCAGCUGAAAAUGGCAACCUCCAUAAAAUGAAGGCAUUCAAGUUGUGUACAGUGCAAUUUUGAGACAAAAGAAAAACUUAAGAAUGAGUUACAUUACCCAGCAGAAACAAACAGAAACUAAUGAGUGUUUUCUUUUCUAUUUUCCUUAUCAGUUGCAUUCCAAUAUAUAAAUAUAUAUAAAUAUAUAAUAUACUGUAUAUGUCCUUCAUAGCAUAUGCAUCCAAUAUCUAACACCAAGAUGACACAGAGAGCUGUAAUGGAUUUCUGGAAGGCCUUGACCGGCUGUGUUUAUACAUAUCACAAUGUUAUAAAGGACCUGCAACACAAAUUCAAAUCGGUGUGUGUGAAAGGCUUAACUCUGUAAUCUUGGGUAGUUUCAGUUCAGAGAAAUCGGUCUGGAAUACGUCGGCUUUUAGAUCAUAUGGAGGAAUGAAAUAUGCAAGCCUUGCUGAGCUUUUUACAGUUUUAAUAUUUCAUCAAGUUUAGACAUGAUUAGCAUCCAGCCCUCUGCAUGGAAAUGAUUUAUAUUUGGCAAAAGAAUAGUAAGAAAACUAAACAAACAUGCAAUAGUUAAAAGCUAGGUUUUAACAGUAGGGAUUUCCUAAAGGAAAUGUAGAGCAGAUAAAAAACUACACAUUUUCCGUGUAUAAAGGACAUAAUAAUGCUGCUUAACUGAUCAGUUUAGAUCGGCCAUGGUUUGAAAGGUAGUUGUUUUAUUUUCCAUACAUGGAAAAAGAUCGACAGACAUUUUAUAUGAUUGGAAUGCUCAUCGGCAGGCACAGCUGACAACUAGUGCAGUAACUAUACCCCAAUGUUAGACAUAAAUAUACUCCACGAUUCUUGGUUCAAGUCCUUCGAUGUGAGAUUACAAGCCCGCUGUCACAGCCGUGUUUCACGUCUCCUAAAAUGUCCGGAAGUCGGCAGCUCGCGGGGACUGCGGCUACUCCUUGCGAUGCCCCUCCCACUCCAUCUCGCCUCGCUGCCGCUGGCCCUCCAGGUCAGUCGAACAUUUGACCAACCAGAGAGACGGAUCACUUCUGAACUGAACAGGUGGACUUACUUUGAAGUUUUAGGUACGAAUCGAUUAUCUCCAUCUUGCUCUUGUUAGGAUACGAUACAGUGGUCAUCGUGCAUCAACAUUCGCUGCGACGCUUCUCUUUUACCCUUGCUUCCCAGAUUAGUAUAAAGACAGCCAGGCAUGGAAAUUAGAAAGGGGUUAGAGAGCUUUUUUUUUUAACUUCCCGAAAGAAGAAACAGGAAUGACUAGAAAAUACAGCCAAAGCUAGGAAGGCUAUGAAAGGAUGCGGAAAAAUAGUUUACAGAAUAUUCUGGCCUAAAGUAAUAUACUAAUCAACAUUAAAGAAGCUUCCAAUUUAAAAUACCGCUGUGGAGUGAAGUUCCUCAUUGGGCAGAUUACUCUUCCCAUUCAUUGGUCUUUAUUUUUGCAUUUAUUUUGCCUUCUGCAAAUGUAUAAAACUCAACAACCUUUCUUAUUUCAGUCCAAUGUUGAUUUUUUUUUCCAAAAAAGUGAGAUGACUUUCAUUUUGUGCAAUCUACCGGGUCUGUGGAAGUGUUUUAAAAAAACGUAUGUGUGAUGUUAUUGUGGUUUCAAAAAGAUGGAAUGUAUAUCUCAGAGUAUCUUUAAACAUUUAUCGUGGAAAAUAAAUAUAUCAAAAAAUAAAGAAAAGCAAACACAA
Polypterus senegalus (gray bichir) is the source of this 3698-nucleotide messenger RNA. It is a transcript of the gene slc32a1, whose product is annotated as solute carrier family 32 member 1. NCBI's taxonomy places the organism in Eukaryota, Metazoa, Chordata, Cladistia, Polypteriformes, Polypteridae. Bases 389 to 1957 code for a protein of 522 amino acids. Gene Ontology annotation, molecular function: amino acid transmembrane transporter activity. Gene Ontology annotation, biological process: amino acid transmembrane transport. The transcript is spliced from 2 exons. Gene Ontology annotation, cellular component: vacuolar membrane. The record is from RefSeq and is a predicted model, not a curated record.